AUGAAUCUUGCAUUGCAAAUGUAUGGCUGUCGUGUGAUUCAGAAAGCGUUAGAAUCGGUGGAUGAAACAAUACAACUAGAAAUCUUGAAGGAAUUGGAGAGCCAGGUGCUGAAGUGUGUUAAGGACCAGAACGGUAAUCAUGUUGUGCAGAAGGUGAUUGAGAAGGUGAAACCGGAACGCCUGCAAUUCAUCAUUGAUACAUUCAUGAAAAAUGGCCCGGAUACGGUUCGUUUCAAUACGUCUUGUCGCUUAGUUUUGCUAGGUCGUGACUAA
Cooperia oncophora is the source of this 273-nucleotide messenger RNA. The record is from the annotation of a GenBank genome assembly. NCBI's taxonomy places the organism in Eukaryota, Metazoa, Nematoda, Chromadorea, Rhabditida, Trichostrongylidae.